Macrosteles quadrilineatus (aster leafhopper) is the source of this 5608-nucleotide messenger RNA. Its product is annotated as ubiquitin-conjugating enzyme E2 Z-like. Lineage: Eukaryota; Metazoa; Arthropoda; Insecta; Hemiptera; Cicadellidae. The record is from RefSeq and is a predicted model, not a curated record. The transcript is spliced from 5 exons. Gene Ontology annotation, molecular function: ubiquitin conjugating enzyme activity; cysteine-type endopeptidase inhibitor activity. Gene Ontology annotation, cellular component: nucleus. Gene Ontology annotation, biological process: negative regulation of apoptotic process. The coding region runs from base 436 to 1407 and encodes 323 amino acids.
AUCAGAUGAAGUGACCUGCUUGUUGUGGUCUAAUAAAUUAUUACUUUUCGGAAUACCAGCUACUAUCUGUAUAACUUGUUAAGCUUUAGGUAGUUAGUAGACCUUAAUAGAUGUUGUGUUGAAAGAAACAAGACGUAAAUUUACUUGUGGCUUACUAAUUUCCAUGAUAUUCUGUCCCAGCGCUGCGCUGUUGUGAUUGUAGGCCUACUUUAGGUAGGGGCUUACCUAUAUAAUUGCUGCCAGGCAUAUUUCCAGCAAGUUUGGUUGGUUAGGUUAGGUUAUGAUAGUUUGAUUUUAUAAUAGAUAUAUUUAAAAAUAUCGAUUACUAAUCAAUAUUUUCGAUUCGAUAGUUUCAAUCAAUAUUGGCGUAGCCCCGUUAAGAAACUGUACCCCAUAUUUCUCUAAGCUCGUGCGUUGUGAUACAAUAGAUGCAAUAUGAUGCAUUUUUUCAAUCUUGAGGAAAUCGAAGCACAAGGGAUUACUCCCUUGACGUAUUUGCAAGACAGUCCACCAGCAGUGACCACAAUUUCCGGUUCGGAUAGUCUUCCUCAGCCUUCAAAUAUUGACAAUUUGGAUGAAUUAUUAGCACAAAACCUUGUACCGAGUAGUGCUGAUUGGAAUCCACUAGCCCCCUUUAAUGACGAGGAAGGAAAUCCACCGCCCUCAUGUUUGUUAAGGAUUAAGAGGGAUAUGAUGGCUAUCUACCACGAACCACCUCCAGGUAUUCUAGUCGUGCCUGAUGAUCAAAAUAUGACUGUUGUCCAUGCUCUCAUCACGGGAGCUUUUGAUACUCCUUAUGAAGGAGGGUUUUUCUAUUUCAUCCUCCGAUUCCCACCUGAUUAUCCGAUCAGGCCUCCCAAAGUACGUCUAAUGACAACUGGUGGAAAUAAAGUUAGAUUCAAUCCGAAUCUUUACAAGUGUGGAAAAGUGUGUCUCAGUAUUUUAGGGACUUGGAGUGGACCAGCUUGGAGUCCAGCACAGACCCUCUCUAGCGUCCUCAUCUCCAUACAAAGUCUUCUCACCGACAAGCCUUACCACAAUGAACCAGGAUUUGAGAGGGAAAGAGUACCUGGAGAUGUAGCCCGGUACAAUGAGAUAAUUCAACACGAGACGCUAAGAGUAGCUGUCAUCGGUAUGUUGGACAAUGACUUUGCCAUCAACAUGCCAGCUCCUCUGAUCGAAGCUAUGGAGAAGAGCUUUCUGCAGUUCUUUGAGUCUUACGAAACCCUCGCACAGAGCAAAAACAGGCUCACAGGCACUACAAUGAAUGAUCCCUUUGGUGAGAGACGAGGAGUCUAUCAGUACGGACAACUUUUACAUCGACUGAGAGACAUUUACAACCGACUGACACAAAAGAGGGUGGAAGAGAGUGUUUCUUCUUCUUCUACUCCAGAUAGCAGUGAUUGAUUGUGUAUUCUCCUGUAAAGACUAACAAAAACAUUACACUUUUAUGUGAUAGAAUAGUUAUCUUUGAGUCUUAUACGUUUUGAUGGAAAACAUAACAUUUCUUCGAGUAGCUUUUUACCCUCCCUGUUGCAGCAAACCUAAGUACUUGUUAAACUAAUGUUAUUUAAAUCCUACUAAUAUUAUGAAUGAGAAAGUUUGGAUGUAUGGAUGUAUGUAUGUUUGUGACAAGUAAACACAAAAAAUACUGGUCGGAUUGGGCUGAAAUUUGGCAUGAUGAUAGCUCACAUUCCCGAUUAACAUAUAGGCAUAUUCUUAUCUCAAAAAUCCUUUUGGGCUCCACCCCAGUGGCUCUGCUGUUCCCCAUGUUAACCUUAUGAGUAUUCAUAUUUAAAGGGAAUUAAAGAAUUUAGCCAGCUGUUUCAACUAAAAGAGUUGGUUCUAUGAUAUGCAAAAGCAUAAAAAAUUUAUAAGAUUUACCAACAGGGUGCAGCACUAUUAUUUUUUUCAUUAUUUAUGAAAACAGCUAAUUUGAACUAAGCAGCAACAAAAAACUGUGAUACACAAUGAGAACUGUCAAAGUGGGAUUGUUUACAGUUAUGUUUAUGUUUUUAAUUUCAUGAAUAAUUUAUGAUAUUUUGCGAAUUUUUAAAAUCUAUCUUUCUCUAUUGUGUAGGUGAAGUAGUAGAACAUUAUGGCUAUGGUAGAUGUGUAAUACUAUCGCAUACCGUAAAAUUGAGGAAGCAAAUUUUCUCAAACCGUGUUUUCUCACAUCGCAAACGCAAAGAUCGGGUAUAACUGCAAUAAGCAUUUUAUACUUAUUUGUCAACCCCGUACGAAGGACGGGUACUCUGCUAGUAGGGAAUAAAUGUGAUAUUUUUAAGGAGACAUUUUAGUGUAAAUCCAAUCAGGCAAAUGGAAAUUUGCUUAGUCUGCAGGUUUGCUGCGGCGGGGGGUAUUUCAUAACUCCAAACAUAAAGUAUUUUGAUGACAGCUGAUAUCAAAGAAACCUGUUUCCCAAGCUCUUGAUUUUCCCUUACUCUAAAUACAUUUACUAUCCUCUACUCUCAAUCAAUUGGGGAAUUCCUGGGUCUCAAAAGAUUAAAUUAACUUUCAUUUAGCAAGCUAUCGUAAUAUGGAAGUUAGUACUAUUGUAGGUAUGUAGCAAAAAACUAGGUUUUAAUUUUGUACUAUCUCAGUAACUUAAGAAAAGAACCCAAGUUUCCGUGCAAUUUGAAACUGACACAUAAUAUAGAUUUAAUUUGCUUGAAAUGACAAUUUGUUAAAAUCUGUCCUUAAUAGGUAGUUGUGUUAAACAUAUACCUUAGACUCUCAAAGUUCAAUACAAGUAAGGCUGACAGUUAAUCAGGAUUCAAAUAUUCCAAUAAAUCAGUUUUCCUAGAGUCAGUCAUAACUUAACCAUGCAUCCUUCAGAAUGAUGGUAACGGCAGAUAAAAGGCUACUAUUGCUGUCGCCCUGUAAGUGUAGUAUUAAACAAUUCAACACUGCAUACAAUGCAAUGCAUUAAUUAGCAAAGCCCAACUUAUCUUCACAAACCAAACAACCGAGGGCAUUAAAAAGAGUGUCUACAGUUACAAAAAUGCCACAUAAGUAAUUUUAUUUGUUCGCUACAGAAAAUAAAAAAUAAAAACAACGGUUUUUUCCAGAAAAUUAAAGGCAGGAAACUGGCGAAAUAUCGUCUUACAAAUUUGUUAUUUAAUCAGUUCAUUUAAGUUAAUAUUCCAUUUUACCAGUCCAGAUUUUCCAGAGUGCAUAUUUUUUUAUGGGAGUCUACGGUACAUGACAAAAGAUUCUUUUUUUGAAACAUUUAUACUCCAUUAGUUUUAAGUUAUUGUUUGUAACGUUAAAGUGUACAAAGUUUAUUUAUUUAGAACUGAAGUUGGCUUUGUGUUUAUUGUGUGUAAUAUUUGUAAUUUAGUACUGUACUUUUAUAAUGCAUUCAUCACUUUGAUAAAUAGUUUAAAUUUAUCAAUGCAUACCUUAACAGGGCUGGCCUAGAGAUCAAUUUCUGUGUAUACAAAUAUUUAUUUUGUAACUUAUUUGACUUGAAAUCUGUCUUUAGUUGGUCAAAUGCUACGUCAUGGUCUGCUUCAGUUGGUUUUCCCAUGUAUCAACCAAUUUGUAGAUAGAUUAUACAUUUAAACUGACACUUUUUAUCAAUCUACUCUGCAAAGAAUUAUGUUUGUACCUGUUUGACUCAAACCUCUGAUUUUCUCUGAUAAACUACCUGUAGGCCUACUCCAUCUCCAUUCAAAACAGCUCCUUACUACAGAUUUAAUUUAUAGACUGCUUGUAUUAUGAAAAUAGAUUUUUAAUGACUUAUAAUUUUUAUCCAUUCCACUGACCACUUUACAAAUCAGUUGCAUCAUAAAUGGCAAUGUAUCUAUUUUUUAAUCUUUAUAUUUUUAUCUGUUUAACUAAAGGUUAAACAUAUUAUUAACAUAUUUAAAAGAUCAAAGGGUGUAUGCCCUUGGAUAAUUUAAUAACUUGGCCAGCCCUGCAAGUAGUUAUGACUUAGUUUCAUUGUUCCAUUCAACUAAUGAAGUGCUAUAAUUCAUAAUAUAUUGUUACUUAUCAUUAACUUUAAGUUAUGAAUCAAGAAUGUAUUUGACCAUUCACCAAUUACAUGAUAUCAGUCUCGUCAUAAAAAUUAUAAAAUGUUGUAAAUAAACAUAAGUUAAUAAAAGAUUAGUAGCCUACAAAUAAAGAUAAAUCUUAUGUUAACAUUUAACUCCAAUCCAGGGUGUUACUGGUCAAUGCAACUUGUAUAACUGGAACUUCUUGUUUUACUUGUAUAAUACUUUGUUUUUAUUUAAAUCUGAAAGGGUGUUGUAAGGUAAUGAUUAUUUUACCAUUUUACCAAUCAGGGUGAUGUAUUUAUAAGUAUCAGUAGUAUUGAUGUCUAAGAAUACUAAUAUGCUAUUUCAUUGAUCAAGUUGAACCCGCCUUAAUAGACUGUGGCUUUAAAAAUCAUCAGAUAUCUGCCAUAGAGAGAAGGUAAAUGAAGAAUUGUUUUGCAUACAUUUAAUUUUGACUUUUUUCUCAAUUUUAUUAAUUUAUACAAAUCAUACUGUUAGAUAAGAAUCAACAAAACCAUGAAACGCCUCUAUAAGCCCAUUUUUUGGCUACUUUGACCUUAUAUAAAACACUGUAAUUUAUAUAUGUUUUUGAUGAGGAUAUUUUUUACCUCGCUAUUUAUUUAAUUCUUAUACAAAACAUAAAUAUACAGGGUGGCUGAAAAGUAACUUGCACCCCCACUUAACUCUUUAACUAUUUGAGAUAUUUGAAAUCGGUUUGCGGCAACUUGUUUGAAUAUGAAGGGCUACAAUAAUUAUGGUCAGUUUUGAAAAUUUUGCCAGCGGGGGUAGGGGGUAGCUCAAAAUGUUCAAAUAGCAAGUAUAGUCGAGUUUGGUAUCAUUUUGUAGAUCUUGACGAAACAUAACAAUUAACAUAAAGUAAAUAGACAUCGGACCAUUAGUAACGAAAUGGCAGUUCAAAAUUACUUUAAAUAACCAUUGUCUCAAUAAUUUUUAGCUGCCAUUUUGUUAUUAAUGGUCCGAUUUCUAUUUUCUUUAUGUUAUUUGUUAUGUUUCGUCAAGACCUGUUACAUGAUACCAAUCUCGACUAUACUUACUAUUUGAACAUUCUGAGCUACCCCCUACCCCCACACCCCUAAGGGCAAAAUUUUCAGAAUUGACCUUAAUUAUUGUAGCCCCUUAUAUCGAAGAAGGUUGUCGCAAACCGAUUUCAAAUAUCUCAAAUGGUUGAAAAGUUUAAGUGUGUGCAAGUUAAUUUUUUGCCACCCUCAUGGUUAUUUGGAUUUGAAACGUUUUAGGGCGCCAUUUUGUUAUUAGUGAGCCGAUUCUGGUUUUCUUUAUGUCAAUAUUUUUGUUUUGUCAAGACCUGUAAAAUGAUACCAAACUCGACUAUACUUGUCAUUUGAAAAUUUAGCCCCUCAUAUCUAAGAAGGUUGCCGCAAACCGAUUUCAAAUAUCUCAAAUGGUUGAAAAGUUAAAGGGGGGUGCAAGUUACUUUUCAGCCACCCUGUAUAUGUGUGUUGCAACUGUUAAGUAUUCUAUUCCUCAUACUGUACUGUUAUGUGUAUAACCUACUUAAUAACUACUGUACUUGUUAAGAGUUUAGUAAUUCAUAUUUUGUACAAACAAUGGUAUAUUAAUGUAUU